GUGUUUUACACCGGCUUGUCUAAUGACAUAGGUGCAUGAAAUCGCUACCCUCCGGUUUAUUUGCAAUAUUUCUAUAUUAGAAAGCUCGUUGCAUUUCAGCUGCUUUACCGUACUAUUAGGUGAACAGUGUAGCACUGGCACUAGAAGAAUAAGUUUAGCGUUAUGAUAAGAGAGGGCUUUUUAUGAUCUGGAGGUGAUGGAGGGGUUGCAUUCAGUUUGGGGUGGAGAGCAAGAGAGAUCGGAUUGCAAUGAGAUAAUAAGCGAUAUUUUGUGCUAUCGAGCUAGGCUGGAAAAACAAGCCAAAUAGCGUCUUUCGUUUUAAUUGUGCAGUCUUCUUGCAAGCAAAUGUAAUUUAACUGGGAAGAGCGGUGACGUUUAGAGACUGAUAGGAAAUAACGGGAUUUGGACGGUGAAAGCCCGCAGUUGGUCUUCAGGCGGGAUUGUCAUAUUUAAGGAGAAAGAUCUAGGGUUUGAAAGAGUUUUGAAGUGCAAAGAAACUUUUUCCCACUGUUUUACGGCCCAUGUGAUGUGCUGCAGAGAGAGAAAAACAUUAGACCCAGCGUGGAUUUGCGACUGGGUUGAAGAUGCGCUACCUGAAUUUCUCCGACGGAUGAAGGCGCGCUAGAGAGAGUCUGCCUCGCUUUCCUUAGAAAAAUCAUACCGGAGUUGAGGCAGAAAAAAGGCAACGGAGAUCCGACUUUGUGUUUCAAAGGAUUAACAUCUUUUCAUCCUGUUUUUUUGGGGGAUGCGAUCAUGCUAACCCCCGCGGGGUGACUAACUGGGGGAUCAUCAUGGACUGAAAUAAGAGGGAGCAUUUUUCCUUCUUGAAUCCCAUGUCACCUUGCUGAUCGGUUUUCUUGGGACUAAUCCUUCUUUUUCCUCUUCUCCCCGUCUGCUCCUCUCCUGGCAGAAUGGCCCGAUUUGGAGACGACGUCCCUGGCUUGCUGGGACCCGGGGAAGGGGGAUCCGAGCGCAACAGGAACCGCGAAGGAGCUGCGGUGUCUACAGGUGGUGUUUCACCGGCGUUUAAGCAAACUAAAGCGCAGAGAGCCCGCACCAUGGCCCUGUACAACCCCAUUCCCGUAAGACAAAACUGUUUCACCGUCAACCGAUCGCUCUUCAUCUUCGGAGAAGACAACGUUAUUCGAAAAUACGCAAAGAAGAUCAUUGAGUGGCCUCCGUUUGAGUACAUGAUCCUGUCCACCAUCAUCGCCAACUGCAUCGUCUUGGCUCUGGAGCAGCAUCUGCCUGCUGAUGACAAGACGCCCAUGUCAAAGAAACUGGAGAAAACAGAGCCUUACUUCAUUGGGAUAUUUUGUUUUGAAGCUGGGAUUAAAAUCGUGGCCUUGGGGUUUGUGUUCCACAAAGGCUCGUACCUGAGAAACGGCUGGAACGUCAUGGACUUCAUCGUGGUGCUGAGCGGGAUUCUUGCCGCAGCUGGAGCUCACAUGAACAUCCCUGUUGAUCUGCGGACGCUGAGGGCCGUGCGUGUACUGAGGCCCCUCAAACUGGUCUCUGGCAUUCCCAGCCUUCAGAUAGUCCUGAAGUCCAUCAUGAAGGCCAUGGUGCCCUUGCUGCAAAUCGGCCUGCUGCUCUUCUUCGCCAUCCUCAUGUUCGCCAUCAUCGGCCUGGAGUUCUACAGUGGGAAACUGCAUUUCACCUGCGUGGUCUUGGAAAAUGUCACCAGAAACGAAACGCUGGAGUUUGAGUUCCCGUGCGGGGAGAGGAAAUGUCCCGAAAGCUAUACCUGCACUGGACCCUGGAUCGGGCCCAAUGAUGGCAUCACCCAGUUCGACAACAUCUUGUUCUCUGUGUUGACGGUCUUCCAGUGCAUCACCAUGGAGGGGUGGACCAACGUGCUCUACAACACCAAUGAUGCCUUAGGCCCUACAUGGAAUUGGCUUUAUUUUAUCCCUCUAAUAAUAAUUGGAUCCUUUUUUGUGCUGAACCUGGUGUUGGGAGUUCUCUCAGGGGAGUUUGCCAAAGAGAGGGAGCGGGUGGAGAACCGGAGGGCCUUCAUGAAGCUUAGGAGACAGCAGCAGAUCGAGAGGGAGCUGAAUGGGUACCGAGCGUGGAUCGACCGGGCAGAGGAGGUGAUGCUGGCAGAAGAGAAUAAAAACUCUGGAACAUCAGCUCUGGACGUGCUCAAACGGGCCACCAUCAAGAGAGGUCGUCUAGAUGCUGUCAGACAUGGGCCGGGGGAGGACCAAUAUGUUGACAUCUCCUCUGUGGGUGGACCUUUGGCCAGGGCUAGCAUCAGGAGUGUGGGACGGGGUCCCACCGCCUAUGUCCGGCGGAAGGAACGCAUGCUACGCAUCUCCGUCCGCCGCAUGGUCAAGACGCACACCUUCUACUGGACCGUGCUGGGCCUGGUUGCCCUCAACACUCUCUGCGUAGCCAUCGUGCAUCACAACCAACCCCAGUGGCUCUCCACCCUCCUCUACUAUGCAGAGUUCCUCUUCUUGGGUCUGUUCCUAAUGGAGAUGUUCUUAAAGAUGUAUGGUCUUGGACCCAGGCUCUACUUCCACUCAUCCUUCAACUGUUUUGACUGUGGAGUCAUUGUAGGAAGCAUUUUUGAGGUACUGUGGGGAUUCUUCCGGCCUGGAACGUCGUUUGGGAUCAGUGUUCUGCGGGCUCUACGUUUGCUUAGGAUAUUCAAGAUCACCAAGUACUGGGCAUCUCUGAGGAACCUGGUGGUGUCGUUGAUGAACUCCAUGAAGUCCAUCAUCAGCCUGCUCUUCCUGCUCUUCCUCUUCAUUGUGGUCUUCGCUUUGCUGGGCAUGCAGCUGUUUGGGGGCAGGUUCAUCUUUGAAGAUUACACCCCAACCCAUUUUGAUACUUUCCCAGCUGCCAUCAUGACAGUGUUUCAGAUACUUACUGGGGAGGACUGGAACGAGGUGAUGUACAACGGGAUUCGCUCCCAGGGCGGUGUGAAGACAGGAAUGUGGUCCUCCAUAUACUUCAUUGUGCUCACGCUGUUUGGGAACUAUACGCUUCUUAACGUCUUCUUGGCCAUUGCUGUUGACAACCUGGCCAACGCUCAGGAACUUACCAAGGAUGAAGAGGAGGAGGAAGAGGCCUUUAAUCAAAAACACGCCCUACAGAAAGCGAAGGAGGUCGGCCCCAUGUCCUCCUUCAUGUCAUCAGACAGGAGGAGGCCCUAUCUGUACAGAAAGCGAGCCAUACACAGGAGCAGGCCGGCCUACGUUAUGGAGGCCGCGGCGGAGAGCCUGUCGCGUGGCCCCCGGGGCCAGUCCUUCAAUGCCUCUAACUCUUUCAUGUCCAGGAGGGAGAGGAGAAGGCGCAUGACCAUGUCCGUGUGGGAACAGAGGACCAGCCAGCUACGGAGGCAUCGGCAGAUGUCGAAUCGAGAGGUGCUCUACGGCACCCCCAAAGAGGACCAGGACACGUCCCCGGGCUGCCCCCAUCACAAUAACCCCACACCCAUGGGCAGCCUGCAUGGCUCUCAGGAGCCCCCCAGGUCCGUGGCGCUGAAGGGGCCCGAGCCCCCCAUGCCCAGCGACGUGCCCUCAACCGAGGACCCGACUGCCGUGACCAUGCUGUUGCCGGACUCACCCCUGCCUGUGGAAGUCACCCUUCCCGUGCCCGCGGAGUCGGACUUGGCACAGCUGCCGGCGCCGGACGGGAAGGUGGGGAAUCACUGCCACGCACCGCUGGACGUUCACCGGAGCCCCCGGCUGAAUGGCGAGAGGAGGCAGCGAGUGGCCCGCAAGAUUCGACCCCCCCUAGGGGACACGCUGUCCCCGGACUCGUGCGUCCGCCCCAGGAGGCACCGGCACCGGGAGGCACAAGCUGGCACCGAGAAGCCCUCUCCCCACAGCGAGGAACGGAGCGAUGCUGGCGACACGGAAGAGGAGGACUGGAAAGCGGCCAGUGAUGGGGGCACCAGGCAGCAAGAAAGAGGAGAGUCUGAAAAUGGAUUGAAUAGUCUGGAGUCCCCAGGUUGCCGUGAUUCCCUCAAACCCAAGCCCAACCUGAACAACUCCCCGGGUCACAAUGGCGAAGCAGCUAGGGACCUGGCCACAGGGCACACGGACCUGCAGAUCCCCAGGGAUACUGUCAAGAAGGAGGGCCAAGCUGAAGCUGAGAACAGCCUGAACCAGGAGAAGUCACCACUGAACACGAGCGUGGUGAUCGAGGUGACCGACGUUCAGCCAGCCCUGGAGCUGACCCCUAUCGCAGUGAACAGUAAAGAUGUGGAGACUGCCAAAUCUGAGAAGGAGGACGAGGAGGGCUCCAGCCCGCCCAAGUCUGCCCCACCCAACAGCAUGUUCAUCUUUAAACCCGAUAACCCAGUUCGGACAGCAUGUCACUACGUGGUGAACCUGCGCUAUUUUGAGAUGUGCAUCCUGGCGGUGAUCGCGGCCAGCAGCAUCGCCCUGGCUGCCGAAGACCCCGUGCACACCAACUCCGACUGGAACAAGGUCUUGCGCUACUUUGACUAUGUUUUUACUGGGGUCUUCACCUUUGAGAUGAUAAUUAAGAUGAUCGACCAAGGCUUGAUCCUACAUGAAGGCUCCUACUUCCGUGAUUUGUGGAACAUCCUGGACUUCAUUGUGGUGGUCGGAGCUCUGAUUGCUUUUGCUCUAACGAACGUGAUUGGGAAUAGCAAAGGUCGGGACAUCAAGACUAUAAAGUCUCUUCGUGUCCUCCGUGUCCUCCGGCCUCUAAAGACCAUAAAGCGACUUCCCAAACUUAAGGCAGUGUUUGACUGUGUGGUGAACUCCCUCAAGAACGUCUUCAACAUCCUCAUUGUCUACAAGCUCUUCAUGUUCAUCUUUGCCGUCAUUGCAGUGCAGCUUUUCAAGGGGAAGUUCUUCUAUUGCACAGAUGGGUCUAAGGACACACAGAAAGACUGCCAGGGCUUCUAUAUUGACUAUGAGAAGGAUAAGAAGCAGGUAAAGGAAAGGGAAUGGAAAAGACAUGAUUUCCACUAUGACAACAUCAUCUGGGCCCUUCUCACCCUGUUUACCGUGUCAACUGGGGAAGGCUGGCCGCAGGUCCUGCAGCACUCUAUAGAUGUGACGGAGGAAGACCGGGGUCCCAGCCGGGGAAAUCGCAUGGAAAUGUCCAUCUUCUACGUCAUCUAUUUUGUGGUCUUCCCAUUCUUCUUCGUCAACAUCUUUGUGGCCCUCAUCAUAAUCACCUUCCAAGAGCAAGGGGACAAGAUGAUGGAGGAGUGCAGUUUAGAGAAGAAUGAGAGGGCUUGCAUAGACUUCGCCAUUAGUGCCAAGCCGCUGACUCGCUAUAUGCCUCAGAACAGGCAUAGUUUCCAGUACAGACUGUGGCACUUUGUAGUCUCCCCGUCUUUUGAGUACACCGUGCUGACCAUGAUCGCUCUCAACACGGUCGUCCUGAUGAUGAAGUACUAUUUGGCACCGACGAAUUACGAAGCUGCGCUGAAGCACCUCAACACAGCCUUCACUAUGCUCUUCUCCCUGGAGUGCAUCCUGAAGAUUCUGGCCUUUGGCUUUGUGAAUUACUUUCGAGACACAUGGAACAUAUUUGACUUUAUUACUGUACUUGGCAGCAUUACGGAAAUAGUGGUUGAUUGGCUGUCGCUGAAAAUGUUCAACAUGAGCUUCCUGAAGCUCUUCCGGGCAGCCCGGCUAAUCAAGCUACUGAGACAGGGCUACACCAUACGCAUCCUGCUAUGGACGUUCGUUCAGUCGUUCAAGGCUCUUCCCUACGUCUGCCUGCUCAUUGCCAUGCUGUUCUUUAUAUAUGCAAUUAUUGGAAUGCAGGUGUUUGGAAACAUCAAGCUGAGAGACGACCGUACCAUCAACAGGCACAACAAUUUCAAGACCUUCUUCGGUGCACUGAUGCUGUUGUUCAGGAGUGCAACUGGGGAAUCUUGGCAGGAGAUCAUGUUGUCCUGUUUGGGUGGUCAAGAAUGUGAGGCAGACAGCACGAUUCAGUCAAGUCUCAAUGCUUCUGGCACAUCUGAAGCUCCUGACCAUAACACGGGUUGCGGCACAGAAUUUGCCUACUUCUACUUUGUUUCCUUCAUCUUCUUCAGCUCGUUCCUGAUGCUGAAUCUCUUCGUGGCUGUGAUCAUGGACAACUUUGAGUACCUGACCCGUGACUCCUCCAUCCUGGGUCCACAUCACCUGGACGAGUUUGUGCGCAUUUGGGGAGAGUACGACCGUGCAGCAUGUGGGCGCAUUCAUUACACUGACAUGUAUGAGAUGCUGACCAACAUGUCGCCCCCGCUAGGCCUCGGCAAGAAAUGUCCUUCCAAAGUGGCUUAUAAGCGGCUGAUGCUCAUGAACAUGCCAGUGGACGAGGAAUUGUCGGUCCAUUUCACCUCCACCUUGAUGGCUCUCAUCCGGACCGCCUUGAAGAUCAAAAUAGCUAUAGGAGAUGAGGACCGUGGCCAAAUGGACGUUGAGCUGCAGAAGGAGAUCAGUGUUAUUUGGCCACAUCUUUCCCAGAAGACCUUGGACCUGCUUGUUCCUAUACAUAAAGCCAGCGACAUGACAGUUGGAAAGAUCUAUGCGGCCAUGAUGAUUAUGGACUACUACAAGCAGAGCAAAGCCAAGAAGCUGAGGCAGCAGUUGGAAGAACAGAAACAUGCUCCAAUGUUCCAGCGUAUGGACGCAUCCUCACUUCCUCAGGACAUCCUCACCAGUGCCAAAGCUCUGCCUUUCAUAUCGCACAAUGCUGGAUCAGCCCUGACCAGAGGCGGCUUUGUGGCCCUCAGCCCAAUCUCCCCUCAGGAAAUGUUCGUGCAGCCCAGGACACCCGAGGUGGAAGACAAGGGUGACUUCCACCAUCACCAGCACCACUACUCUCUGGUGCCGGAGUGCAAAGAGAUUAACCACUUCCUUUGCCCCAGGAUCAGACAGGGUGCUCCUCUUGAAGUACCGGGGAGGGGAGUAUCUAUCCGUGCCUCCUCGAUGCCCCGACUUGCGGUAGAACCACAGCAGCUGGGGACAGAGCGUGGCUCCAUGAAGCGCUCAUUUUCCACGGUCGGUGACCAGUGUGCAAAUGGGUUGUGGCAGGAUGAGUACUCGCUGGAACGGGUCAGCCCUGACCGCCUCUACAGACCGCGGCAAAGGAACUACAGGGGAGCCGACCACCAGCAACACGGAGGCAAGGAACGGGGGCGGUCUAAGGAGCGGCGCCACCUGCUGUCCCCAGACACAUCGCGCUGCAACUCAGAGGAGAGGAGCCAGCACCAGUCACGGGAGCGCAGCCAAUCACGAUCGCGCAGCCAAUCACGGUCGCCCAGCGAGGGUCGGGCUGGCGUCCUGCACAGACAGGCGAACAGUUCGGACAACUUGGUUCCCGAUUCAGGCACCCCGCGUAGCAGACGCCAGCUGCCCCAGACGCCCUCGCAGCCACGCCCCCACAUCUCGUACUCCCCUCUGGUGUGUCGUGCCCACCUCUGCAUGCCCUCAGACAACGGGAACAGUCCACGGACCCAUGAAGGUGGGGAGAGCGAGGACCUCUCCUGGCAGAUGAGAGGGGCAGCCUCUGGGGCUUGCCAGGGGGAAGGGGGGAGUCACCUCUCAACCCCCCACCGCUACAUCUCUGAGCCGUACCUGCCGCUGCACGAGGAGUACAACAGCCCGGACUCCAGUGGGCUUGAGGAGACUCUCACUUUCGAAGCUGCAAUGGCGACAAGUUUGGGACGUUCCAACACCAUCAGCUCGGCGCCGCCGCUCCGGCACACGUGGCAGGUCCACAAUGGGCAUUUUCAGAAACGCCUGGGUCAGUCCGGCUCUGCUGGCUGCCAGCCGGUUAGCGAUAGUGACGAGGACGAUCGCUGUUAAGGAUGAGUGAGAGACGGGGGGGGGGGGGGGGGGGGCACAGCAAGGCAGAGGACAGUGCCAGGACAAAGGACCAUCCCCAGAAAAAGGAAACACAGGUUUUUAUGGUUUUUCUUUGUGACAAAGUGCAUGGGUAUGUUUGCCAAAGUUUCAAGAGGAAGAGGGACCUGCUGAAGAUGUAGUUUUUCUACAAUAGAAAUUUCACACCCCUAAUAAGCGUUAGAAGUAAAACAUAGUGGAAUUCAAAAUGGUCAAGUGAAUGGUAAUUCCAUUUUUUUUUUCAAUAUGGUCACUAAGUCAUUUGAAAGUUAUAAGCUAGUAAUCAGUAUUAUUCAGUGCUGUUAAGAACUGUACCCAAUGAAUGUUGACGUAGCAGGAUUUUACUCAUCCUAAAUAGCAUGAAUGAGGGAUUCCCCUCCAUCUCAGAGUGGAACGCUGUCGUGAGAGCGAUGUUACAAUGGCUCAUGUGGAACUGUGCUAUGGAAGCAGCCAUACUUGCACCAAAAUAGAUUUUAGGAGGUUUUAGAAGGUUUGCAGCUUCAGAAACCAAACCUAGGAUUGCCUUGCCCUCUAUCUCCUAAGAGGAGUUUCACACUGAUCACAAAUAUUUUUCAAAUAUCUAAGUUCCAAGUUACCUGAUCCCAGGUCUAUUUUCUUAAUAUAUCCUUCAGAAAGAUGCAAGAGUUGAAUAGCUUCUGCUAAACUCAAGCCACAAAUGAACACGACCUGUCAAAACACACAAAGUUCUCUUGAAAAGAACAGCUUAUUAUGAACUCAUGCUAAAAAAAGUUUGGUAAUGGCCAUCAUGAAAGGUUUAGCAUAAAUACAAUGCAAGACCAGGUCUGCUCACUUGCCCACUGCUGAAGGCUGGAUAACAGAGGCUUUGUGGAGUACUGGGAUGACUAGGUCAGGGUCUGCCACAUUGACAUCGGCCUUCAGUGGAAAGAGAUACUGGUCCUCUGUAUAAUAUGUAAACACCCGAACUUGUGUGUUCGUCUACUGGAUACAUAUAAUAGACUUUAAAAAGCCAUGCUCUUUUGUAUAUACAAUAAAAUGUUCCAGGGACAUGUUGAUCUUUGUGCAACAACAAUUCCAAAUAUCUAUCCAUGUAAUGAGAAGAAAUUUUAAAGUGUGCUUUAUUUAACAAGAUUCUCUCUUUAUUUCUUUAGAAGUUUUUUAUGUUAUGUGACAAGUAAUAUUACAUGCAGUCACAACAGUUAUGUCACUGUAACCCUAAAUAUAAGUGACCCAACAAACUGCUGCAAAGAACAACUAUUAGGGUAGGUGAUGUUCUUGAGUCUACAUGCUGCCUUCACAAGAGCUGUCCUGAAGCACCCCAACUUGUAAAAGUACCACAGAGUAUGGAACAGACUCAGAGACAUUUUCCUGUUUCCAUAUCCAGCUGUUCCUUUCAUCACAGUGCCAGAGGUCAAAAGGAAGUAGCUUGUCGUAGCUUUUAAAAAUAUUGAGUUGUUAGCAAUACUUCAGUUUUUACUUCAGCAUUUAAGUUCGGUUAUCUCAGUUAUUGCAGCCAUACAUUUGGAUGGCUAAAUCAAUGUAAAGUCGCUUUUCCUCAAAGGAUCUGAAAUACAUUAUUCCCAAUACUAAGUGAACCAUUACCAUAUCUUUAGAGACCACCUACAUAACACAUUUAUCUUUCCAAACAGCUCUGAUGUAUAACAACACUGUAAAAUUAGUGGGUUUCUUCACAUGAAAAUUCCGACUGCAUUUUAUGUCUAAAUGCAAUUUGACAUUUCGAUGUUUGGGUCACUGGUUUGGGAUAACAGCUCUAUAAAUGCAGGUGAGAGAAGAUACCCGUAAAGUAAUGUAAGGCUUCCGCAGAUAUAAUUUAUUCAAUGUAGGUUACAAAUGUCUGAGAUUUAUCUUGUGGCCCUCAAAAUAAGCUCCUCCCUCAAAAUAUUUUGUAGCUUGAAUAAUUUAAUGUUUGUUAACACAUAUAUGCUAUUUAUGGUUUUUAUAUACUAAAAUAUGACUCUAAACUAUUUUUAAAUGCUCCUGUUUUGUCUAUCAGUAAUGUCCAUAGUACCAUAUGCAUAUGGUGACAGAAUUGGCCCCUAAGUCUUUGUGACCAUGAAAAUAUUUUCAACAUGUAAUGGGUUACCCUGGCAAUGGUUUCAUCUGAAAGUCAAUUAAAUGAACAAAGAGCUUACUUAAUAUGCUCAGUCUUUACCUUCAUGAAGCAGAAUGCUUCUCCACCCAAAAGCCUUCCUGACGUACGUUAUGAUGUCACCAACCUCUGUGUAAACAGUGUGUCAACACAGUCAGCUAAGCUAGUAUUCUUUUCUACGGGGACAUCUGUCACAUGGAGAGAAAAUGAAAACCAAAUUUAGGUGCUGAAAUCUUUUCAGACAUUUAUUUUUUAACAUUAAUUGAAUAUAUUUUGUAUAUGAGUUAUAUUUGAAAUGUUUAAUGGAAAGACAUUUCAUUGACUCAAUAUCCAAGAACAUACAAAAUAAAUAGACAAAGAAAUAAUUAUAUGGUAUUGAAAUUUUAAAAGAAAAGCCAACAUUUUGUCACUUGAAUAUACAUUAUAUCCCAAAAAGCAAAUAUAUAUUAAGUAAUGUGGCGUACUUUGUUUUUGUGGAUGUUUCUAAAAUGUUUGAAUUAGAAGUAUUUGGUAAAUGUUUUAUAUGAGGUCACAGUUUUGUGAACGGUUUUAUGUUGCACCUGACUCUGGUUUGAACAAGCUUACCCGUAUCAUUUAUUCCACUGUUUAUAUUCCAAAAUAGAUGCCUGUCUAUAUCUUUGACAAAAAUAAAUGACACUUUGUUUUGUGAAGGAAACAUGUUUUACAUUUCUCUGUGUAAAGAGCCUAUCAAAAUUAUUACUGUUCUUUAAUAAAAUGACACCUGAGCUUUGGAAAAA
Messenger RNA from Paramormyrops kingsleyae, 10682 nucleotides. NCBI's taxonomy places the organism in Eukaryota, Metazoa, Chordata, Actinopteri, Osteoglossiformes, Mormyridae. The record is from RefSeq and is a predicted model, not a curated record.